Molecule: messenger RNA, 669 nt
Organism: Didymodactylos carnosus
Lineage: Eukaryota; Metazoa; Rotifera; Eurotatoria; Philodinida; Philodinidae
Source: the annotation of a GenBank genome assembly
AUGCCGGCCAUGUGCGUUCGAGUCGAAGCACAUGACGGUCUAAUAUUCAAUACAACACAAGGACAACCGUGUGAGAGACUUCUCCGUUAUGAUCAUAGUUUACCGAUGUACAACUUUUUCGCAAAAUUGCACUCAUAUUUAACAUCAACUUACGGUGCUCAAUGGGAGAACAUUGGCAUUAUACAGUUUACUAAUCCAGAAACCAUACAAUUUGAUGUGAUUGGUUUUGGCAUGGUGGAUACACAUCCGCCGAUGGAAAAUGCGCAGUCGCCCACAAAAAUAUCUCGCUUUGGCUCGCUUGUCACAUCUUCGCUUUCAUCUUCGUUAAUCAUACCACCACAAUUGCCGAAUGCAAAAAUCAAAUUUAACGCUAUUUUUAUCGCUGAAGUGACAACACACAAAAAUGUUGAAUUUGAUGAGAAUGUUAUUCUUGAUGGAGAAAAACAAAGUUCACCAAUGAGAAUAUUAUUGAAAAAGUUCAUCCAACUUGAACGUCAGUUGGCAACAGUUAAAAUGUAUUACGAUUUGAAGAGUAAUAAAAACUUAAUAUGUGGGUUAUCGUUGUUUCAACGUGGAGUGAAGAAACGAAAGGCAUAUGAAACAAUCAAUAGAAUAUUGUCCCAUCCCGAAUUCAUAAAAUGUAUCCCGAUUAUUAUCGAACGUCAUUAG